This is a messenger RNA of Gigantopelta aegis, 3552 nucleotides long. RefSeq names its product coatomer subunit beta-like. Lineage: Eukaryota; Metazoa; Mollusca; Gastropoda; Neomphalida; Peltospiridae. Gene Ontology annotation, biological process: intra-Golgi vesicle-mediated transport; intracellular protein transport; endoplasmic reticulum to Golgi vesicle-mediated transport. The record is from RefSeq and is a predicted model, not a curated record. The transcript has 24 exons. Gene Ontology annotation, cellular component: cytoplasm; COPI vesicle coat. Gene Ontology annotation, molecular function: structural molecule activity. The coding region runs from base 151 to 3021 and encodes 956 amino acids.
ACCAAACCAAGCGGGGGAAAUGUCUGUGACGUCGGAAAGCAAUCAAAUAGUUCGUGGAUGUUAGCGAAACAUUUGCUGGCUGAACUUCAGGUUGAUCCACUGUGAACAAGCGAUGUCCGCCAGACUAUUACUCGGAUCUCCAGUUCGAAGAUGUCUGUUGCCGAUCAGCCAUGUUACACGUUGAUCAAUGUUCCCAUGGAUGCGGAACCUCUGUCAGAGAUGCAGUUACGACAAGAAUUAGAGAAGGGUGAUGCCAAGUCGAAGAUUGAGGCUCUGAAGAAGACGAUACAGAUGAUUCUCAACGGGGAGAAGAUGCCGUCACUGCUAAUGACAAUAAUCCGCUUCGUGAUGCCCAUGCAGGACCACACGAUCAAGAAGCUGCUGCUCAUCUUCUGGGAGGUUGUGCCCAAGUACACGGCAGACGGCAAGCUGCUGCAGGAGCUCAUCCUCGUGUGUGACGCGUACCGCAAGGAUCUGCAACAUCCAAAUGAGUUUAUUCGUGGAUCAACCCUAAGGUUCCUGUGCAAGCUGAAAGAGCCGGAACUUGUUGAACCCCUCAUGCCAGCCAUCCGCCAGUGUCUCGAACACAGACAUUCCUAUGUGAGACGUAACGCGGUUCUUGCUAUAUACACUAUCUAUAGGAAUUUUGAUUUCUUGAUCCAGGAUGCACCUGAGCUAAUUGCUAAUUUUCUCGAUGGGGAACAAGACAUGUCGUGCAAGAGAAACGCUUUCAUGAUGCUCAUUCAUGCUGACCAGGAGCGAGCCCUGAAUUACCUGAGUAGCUGUAUCGACCAGGUGACAUCGUUUGGCGACAUCCUUCAACUGGUUAUUGUUGAGCUCAUCUACAAGGUGUGUCACGCCAAUCCCUCCGAGCGAGCGCGGUUUAUCCGGUGUAUCUACAACCUCCUGAACUCGUCCAGCCCAGCGGUGCGCUAUGAAGCAGCGGGAACUCUCGUCACCUUGUCAAAUGCCCCUACAGCCAUCAAGGCAGCUGCGACCUGCUACAUUGAGCUGAUUGUUAAAGAGAGUGAUAACAACGUCAAGCUGAUUGUCCUCGACAGACUGAUAGCCCUCAAGGAGGUGCCAGUUCACGAGAAGGUUCUACAGGAACUGGUGAUGGACAUUCUCAGAGUGCUGAGUGCGCCGGAUCUCGAGGUCCGCAAGAAGACGCUCGCACUAGCCCUGGACCUGGUUACGUCACGAUCCAUUGAAGAGAUGGUUCUGGUGUUAAAGAAAGAAGUUGUCAACACCAAUAAUGUAGAACACGAAGACACCGGAAAGUACAGACAGUUGCUGGUCCGCACACUUCACCAGUGCAGUGUUAAGUUUCCCAAUGUGGCUACCACGAUCGUACCUGUGCUGAUGGAGUUCCUGGGCGACCAGAACGAGCUAGCGGCGGCCGACGUGUUGGUGUUUGUCCGCGAGGCCGUCCAGCGCUUCGAACAGCUGCGAGUUCUCAUCAUCUCCAAGAUGCUCGAAGUCUUCCCCACCAUCAAGUCCAUGAAAAUCCACCGAGCCGCGAUGUGGAUUCUAGGUGAAUACUGUACAAGUGUUGAAGACAUUCAGCUCGUAAUGACUCUCAUCAGACAGUCGCUUGGAGACAUUCCAAUAGUUGAUGACGAAAUUAAAAAGGCUGCUGGUGACAUUAAAGAUGAUGAAAUGCAAGCUGGGGGUGCGGUGCAGAGACUUGUGACGGCGGAUGGUACAUAUGCCACACAGAGUGCGUUCAGCACCACCACUCCUACCAAGAAGGAAGAACGACCAUCUCUACGACAGUACCUCCUGGAUGGCGAGUUUUUUAUGGGAGCUGCAUUGGCCACCACUCUGACGAAAUUAGCGCUUCGGUAUAUCAAUCUCAUUGAGGAUACCAAGAAACAAAACGCUUUUGUUGCGGAAUCCAUGCUAAUCAUGGCAACUAUUAUUCAUCUUGGCAAAUCGGGUUUACCCACUAAGCCCCUGACUGAUGACGACCUUGACCGGAUUGCUGUGUGUUUGCGUGUGCUGGCUGAGAAAACUGACCUGAUGCACGAGAUUUUUAACACCGACUGUCGCGGGUCACUGUCACUCAUGCUGGCUGCCAAGAUUGAUGAGGAGAAAGCACAGCAGGAGGCUGCCCAGAAGAAAGUUGUACGUGUUCAGGCGGAUGACCCAAUAAAUUUCUCUCAACUCUUUAACCGAUCUGAUCUCGGACAAGGAGAGAAUCUAUUUGAACUGACCCUUUCCCAAGCCCUCGGCAUGAGUUCCAAAAAAGAGAGUGAUCCUAUGGGAGCAUCCAAGCUGAACAAGGUGACCCAACUGACUGGGUUUUCUGACCCAGUGUAUGCAGAGGCAUAUGUGAAUGUAAACCAGUACGACAUCGUGUUGGACGUUCUCAUCGUCAACCAGACCUCAGACACACUACAGAACCUCACACUGGAGCUGGCUACUUUGGGUGAUCUAAAGUUGGUGGAGAAGCCACAACCCCUAACAAUGGCUCCCCAUGACUUCUGUAACAUUAAAGCAAAUGUCAAAGUUGCUUCCACGGAAAAUGGAAUAAUUUUUGGCAAUAUAGUGUAUGACGUCAGUGGAGCGGCCAGUGAUCGUAACUGCGUAGUUCUAAACGACAUCCACAUCGACAUCAUGGACUACAUCGUGCCAGGUGACUGCACAGACACAGAGUUCCGCCAGAUGUGGGCAGAGUUUGAGUGGGAGAACAAGGUGGCCGUGAACACAAACAUCCUCGACCUGUACCAGUUCCUGGAGCACGUGAUGGGCACCACCAACAUGAAGUGCCUCACGCCAGAGAAGGUAGCCAUCACAAAUGCUAUUUCAGGGAAUUGUGGUUUUAUGGCUGCUAACCUGUAUGCCCGAUCAAUAUUCGGGGAGGACGUGUUGGCCAAUCUGAGCAUUGAGAAACCAGCUCACCUUGGCAAAGAUGCCCCAGUUCAAGGACACAUCCGAAUCCGAGCCAAGAGUCAGGGUAUGGCUUUGAGCAUGGGAGACAAAAUAAACCUUUCUCAGAAGAAAUCUGGCAAAAACUGAGAUUAGCUACUUCCUUGGAUUUCAACAAUUUAUUAAAGUUCUAUUCCGAACAGAGGCCAAGUGACAUAUGCUUUCUUAGGAAAGAGACUCCCAGAUGUUGUAUCGGACAAUGUGACAUAGUGUAUGUGUACAUGUUUAGUCUGGACACUCGGACUGCUAAUUAAAUUGACUUUAUAUUGUUGAAUUUUAAAACUCUUUUACAAUUUCUUUAGUGGUUAAUGUGGUCAUAUUGUAAUUUAAAAUUGUUUAUUGGUUACCGGUAUUGAUAUUUAUGUCAAUAAAUGUUAAAUAUACCACUAUUUGUUAAACAUUAUCAACUAGAAAACCCACCAAAGCAAAUGUUUUAAAAACAUAAUAUUUAAACGCUGAUUUAAUUUUAAAAAAUUAAAAAUGUAUAGUAAUUAAUUGUCAAAAAUAUUCAUAUAAACAUGGCUGCUAUUGUCAUUAGUCUAUCACAUUUUAUCCUUAUUGUGGGCAAGAUUUCCAUUUGGUUUGUAUAUAUUAAAAGUCAAUAAAAGGAGAUGUACUGUA